Prunus mume (Japanese apricot) is the source of this 767-nucleotide messenger RNA. Lineage: Eukaryota; Viridiplantae; Streptophyta; Magnoliopsida; Rosales; Rosaceae. The record is from RefSeq and is a predicted model, not a curated record.
UCAAAAUGACACUGCUUUUGGGUCCUCCGAGUUCCGGAAAGACCACACUGUUGUUGGCUUUGGCGAGAGAGCUUGACCAGGAUCUUAAGAGGAGUGCUGUCUAUAUCAGUCAACAUGAUGUUCAUAUGGGAGAGAUGACAGUCGGAGAAACGUUGGCUUUUUCUGCAAGAUGCCAAGGGAUUGGAACUCGUUAUGAUAUCCUAGCAGAGAUAAGUAGAAGAGAGAAAGAAGCGAAUAUUAAGCCAGAUGCAGACUUGGAUAUCUACAUGAAGGCAGUGGCAUCAGAAGUACAAGUAAAAAACAAGCAAUGCCAGGAGGGGACUUAGUAGACGAACGACAUGAUCAGGCUCAACUGUGCAAUGCCUUAUACCAGCCACAUAUAGUUCACUACUACAACUCUCACGUCAAACAGCGAGCUUUCUAGGUUGGUGACCUAGUACUCCGCAAGGUCAUGCUUCCUACUCGCAAACACGCAAAUGGAAGCUCAAGACCGACCUGGAAAUGGCCUUACCGUGUCAUUGACAUUGUACGACCUGGCACCUAUCGACUAAGGGAUCUCCGGGGAGCAAAUUUGCCUCAUCCUUGUAACGCAGAGCAUAUAAAGAAGUAUUACCAAUGACUUCAUCAUCAUCUACAUGCUAUCAUAGUUAAAUCAUCAGUUUGAGGUUUAGAUUUUUCAUUAUAUUGCUUCUCAUUCUGUGUGGCUCAUAGGAACUAUCCUGUUAUGAUGGUUCAUGAAGUAUUUUUUAAUUUUUCAACUUAGUCAG